AUGGGUCAUGCAUUACAAUCAUGUGCCCUUGACCACCCUGAUGAAUGUACUGAAAUGAGGGCAGUGUAUGACAUACACUCAAGUAUGUCAACUGCUAUUUCAACAGCCACAGCUGAAAAACAGCAAGCUUUCAAAGAUCAACUUGAUGACUUCAUGAGAAACUUUUGGGAAUAUGUUGGUCAUAUUCUUAGAACAAAGCACCAGGGUGAUUACUACAGGUACAAAACCUCUUGUGUUUGGUGACGUGUGAUACCUGGUUCCAGCUUUAAUUAUUAUUACUGUAAUAUUAUUACUAGUUAUUAUUAACCAAAGAAAUUUUGAAAUUUAUUGAAUACCAAAGAACACCCUCUGGCACAUCUACAGAGAUAAGCGUAAUGAAUUUCAUUCCUUUUUCUUUGUCAAGUUAGAGUGCUGUUUCUUACUUUCAGCUUUUUGCAACAUAGUUUUUCACCUGCUAGUAUAAUGUAGUACAUCAUUUUGGCAUGUUUUAAUGGUUUUCUGUUAUUUAUAUGUAUUGAAUAGAAAUAUUUUGGGAUUCACACUCUCGUUUAUAAGUUGAAAAAGUGUUGGAUGUCUCCUCAUUCACUUUAUUCUUGGACUCGAAACCCAAGUAAAAAUCACUUGGGUCCUAUUGAUGCCUUACCAUUGAAAUAUCAUUGCAACACCUUUUCCUCCAUACAAUCUUACACUCCUUUUCUGCAGCAGGGCUGGUCAAUAAUAUUGAUAAAGUAACAUGUGUUUAAAAGUUCUUAUUGGUUACUAUCAGUCUUCAAAACUUGCAUCAUAUUGACAUUUGCAGUUUGAAUUUGAUUUUAAUAGGAAAUUUUAACUGACACCAUUUUUUUUUUGUCAUAGAUAUAUUUUGAAGAACCUCCAGCCUGGAGAAGCAGUGGUGGUGAUAGAUUAUAAAAUGAAGCUUGAACUUGGAAUGCAUGCCAGAGAGGUUCAACGAGACUGGUAUGGGAAGCGUGGCAUUUCACUUCAGGGAUUCUAUGUCAUUGCACAAGUUGCUCCUGGAGAGCGACAAAUUGAGGUUCUAGAUCUUUGGAGUGAAGACACCAAGCAAGAUGCUUGGUUUACCCAGAGUGCCCUUGGUGUUGGUUUUGAAUGGAUGGAGAAAGUUUUUCCAAACUUGUAUUUGUUUUCUGGUAAGUUAUUUCUGUGCAUUAGCUCAUACUGCCAAAAACCUGAGUCACAACUCAGUAAAUUCGCCAAGGCAAGUCAAUUCUCAGCCCUGAGGGUUUUAUUCCCUAGUAAACUCUGAAAUGGCUUGAUCUCCUUGGUAAAGCCUCUCCACAGAUUGCCAUUACUAAUUGGUUUCAACUGAACACUGACAUUACAUAUAUCCUCUUCUGAAGUUCAGUGUUCUAAGAGUUUAAUUUACAGGAGUACCAUAAUGCUCAUACUAGACAUGUUUUUCUAUAGACAAUGGACCUCACUAUCACAACACAGCUGUGUUGUUAUACCUGGCAGAGGUAAAUGCAGCCUUUAACAUCAAGCUACUAGAAUACAAUAACUUUGAAGCAGGAGAAGGAAAGACAGUUCUGGAUACUCAUUUUGCCCAUGUGUCUCAUAAAAUAGUGCGUUGGGUGCGUGUGGGCAAUAACUUAGACUCAGGAGAGCAACUGGCAAAUCUCUUGGAGGUA
Porites evermanni is the source of this 1646-nucleotide messenger RNA. The record is from the annotation of a GenBank genome assembly. NCBI's taxonomy places the organism in Eukaryota, Metazoa, Cnidaria, Anthozoa, Scleractinia, Poritidae.